Sitodiplosis mosellana (orange wheat blossom midge) is the source of this 2946-nucleotide messenger RNA. RefSeq names its product rab5 GDP/GTP exchange factor (gene Rabex-5). NCBI's taxonomy places the organism in Eukaryota, Metazoa, Arthropoda, Insecta, Diptera, Cecidomyiidae. Gene Ontology annotation, molecular function: DNA binding; zinc ion binding; small GTPase binding. Gene Ontology annotation, biological process: vesicle-mediated transport. The transcript has 7 exons. Bases 228 to 2534 code for a protein of 768 amino acids. The record is from RefSeq and is a predicted model, not a curated record. Gene Ontology annotation, cellular component: endocytic vesicle; cytosol.
ACAUCAAAAACACACAAACGAUGAAUCAAUCCAAGUAGAAAGGCCUUGCAGUGACAUUGCACGGGGACAAGAAACAGACUGUAGUGACAUUUGUAUUUAUGUUUAGAUUAUUCAAUUGUGUUUUUUUUAUUUUUGGUGUUUUUCCUACUUCACAUUUUUUUUUCUGGACUGUGAUCGAGAUAAAAUAACAAUUGAUCAAAUACAAGAACAAAGAAAUUUACAAUAAAAUGUAUUCAACACGAGGAUCCGGUCUACGAAUCGAUCGUGAUUUAAAAUGCAAAAAUGGCUGUGGAUUUUAUGGGAAUGCACAGUGCGAUAUGCUCUGUUCUAAAUGCUAUCGCGAAAAGAAUAUACGACAAUUAAAAGUAGAGAAAAAAUGCGUCAAAGAAUCGCCGUUGAAGCGAGAAGUGCAGGCAGUUAAAUCCAUUUUACAAGGCGGUUCCAGUUCAAUGCGAUCUGAUCAUCAAACGAUACAUGAGUCACAACAUUCCAAAGAUGCGCAUCGACAUGCAAAAGACGACAAAGCAAAACUCAAGAAACGUAAUCUACUCGAAGUAUUUAAGAAACCAUCGAAUGCCAAGGAAAUUGGUAAACCAGCUAAACAACGCACCAGUCCGCAUGUUAUCGACAAAUUCGAAUUGGAAUGCAUCGAAAUUCUCAAGCACCUGAAAAUUCCCGACAAUGCGAAAAAAGAACUCACCUAUCUCAUCCAAAUGCUGGAAAAUGUCAUCAAAAAGAAGUAUUUGAACAGCAACAUCGCCGAAUUGAGCGAUAGCGUGCAGAAUAGCUAUGGAAAAUUUGCCGAUUUUAUCAAUUCGCCCGAGUCACAAUUUGCACAUGUCUCGCCCGAAUUGAUCGAACAAAUCAUUGAUUUCUUUGAAAAGGUCGUCAUGACUAGAAAUCACAAAAUACUAUUUUCACCGCCAUUCACCAAUGACGAACAAAAAGAUGCAGCAGUUCACAAACGCAUUAGACAGUUGAGCUGGAUUAAUGCACGGCAUUUGGUGUGUAGCAUUGACGAAGUUAAUGCUGAUGUUCGUGAUUUGGUCUAUUGCUCAAUUAACGAAUUAAUUUCAAUGGACUCAUUUCCGUCACCGCAAGAGAAGCUCGAUUGUAUCGUUCGUAGUUGUCGGAAUAUAUUCACUCUGCUGAAACACGGUUCGGAUGGUCCAGCGAGUGCGGAUGAAUUUUUGCCGGCAUUAAUUUUUGUAGUAUUAAAAGCGAACCCGGUUCGACUUCAUAGCAACAUAAAUUAUAUCACACGAUUCAGUAAUGCCUCACGAUUGAAUAGUGGCGAGGGUGGAUACUAUUUUACGAAUUUGUGCUGUGCAAUUUCAUUUAUCGAAAAUCUGACACACGAAGAAUUGUCGAUGCCACAAAGUGAGUUUAGUGCGCUGAUGACGGGCCAGAUUGCAAUCCAUUCAGUGUGGGAGAGUGCGUUGAUGUCGUGCGAAAUGAUGCAUAUGCUGGAUGAAAAUUGCAAAACAAUCAUACAAUUAGACAAGAAAAAUGACGAAACAUUGGAAUGCAUACAGCAAAUGACCAAGGAUAUUACUGAGUUUAAGGAAAAUUUCUCUCGGAAUUUGAACACCGUUCUGCAGCGUACUCCGUUUGAAUUGAAAGAAAUCAAAACACUACAGUCGUUACGGGACAGUUUAUUACCAUCGAAUAUCAAACAUAAAAGGUCAUUAGAUAGGCCGCCAGCAUAUCUUCCGUCGAACAAUAGCAACAGUGGCGGCGGCAGUGGUGGUGGUGGUCAUUUCAAAUCAAAUCUAGUGUCAUCAAUGGCAUCAAUGAAUUUAAAAUCAAAAGAAAGUGCAUUCCCGUUUGCAUUAGAAAAUGAACCAAAAGAAAUAGCGAGCGAUGUGCUUCCAUCGUCAAAUCCGCUUGUUGAUGAUAUCGAUCCGUUUGCUGGUUGCAGUGAGGUGUUAUUGCCAACCAUAAGUGAUCCAAUAAAAUCAAGCCCAAGUGUCGACUAUUUAUCGGUAUCGCCAAGUUUUGGUCCGUGUAGUUUAUCGUUUGACAAUCAAUCGUUUGACGAAACCACACCCGAUGAAUUUGCGCCGAUAAAUUUCCUAAAAGGCAUUACGAAUAUCAAUUAUGACUUCACAUUUUCGGACAACAGUGCCGAAAAUAGUAUAUCAGAGGAUGUGGGCGAAAUGCAAAGUCGAUCGACAAAUGCCGAUCAACCAAAUGCAUUGAAACCGUCGGAUUCAAUGUCAUCAUUUAAUUUGGACGAAUUUGAUCCGCUGCGUAAUGUGGAAAGUACAUUGCAAGUGGCCACAUCGUCGUCGUCGUCGUCAUCAACAUCAUCGUCGCAGCCAAAACCACUGAAUAUCAGUUUAACCGACCCAAAACCAACAACAUUAAUUGAAAGCGAAGAUUCACCCAAUCAAGUGCUAUUACCAUCACCACUCAAACCAACGGCCACCGACUACAAAGGAUUUUCCAAUUCAAGUAUACCAACGAUAUCGUGCAAUACCGGCGACUUUAGUUCGCUCAACUAUUCGGAUGCGAACAAUCAACAAAGUUAAAUCCACUAUUUCGCCGACACCACCAUCACACCAUCACCACAAACUCACAUAACUAAUUGCUCAUGUUAUCUAGUGUGCUAAGUAUUUUCCAUGUGACAUAUACUUCACUCUUCUUCUCUCAAAUCCUUUCUGUUUUCUAUGUGUGCGUCUGUGGCUGUGGCUGCUGUGCCGAUGUGUGUGCAGUGUAUUCGCAUUGCAUUUGCUCAUGCACAUGCUUCGUCACUACACUUCACUUCAUUUGUUCAUAUUUAGGUCUUAAUGUCAAUUGCUUUUCCAUUUAAUCGGUCGAAUUGAAAUUUAUUUGUUUUCUGAAUCAAUCUAUGUCUAUUCGGAAUUGUCAUUUCAAAUGUUAUGAAUGUUUGUUAAUAUCUUGAAAUAUAAAUUAUCUGAAAUCGCUUGAUUGCGAACUAGA